Messenger RNA from Eruca vesicaria subsp. sativa (arugula), 1950 nucleotides. NCBI's taxonomy places the organism in Eukaryota, Viridiplantae, Streptophyta, Magnoliopsida, Brassicales, Brassicaceae. The record is from the annotation of a GenBank genome assembly.
AUGGAGGAUCACAAGGCCACGACCACCACCGACGGCGAAUCGUCGAGGAGCUCGCCAAAGUUAUUAGCUGCCGCUGAUCGGAAAUUACUUAAGGUUGAACUCAGGCGAGGAGACACGACGUACGUCUCGUGGAAGAAGCUUAUGAAGGAGGCCACCAAGAGCUUUGGUUCAUCUGCGGCGCCCGACCCGGUUCCUAACGAUGUUAACCCUAAUCUUGAACCGGGGCCACAGGCAGAAUGUGAAACGGUCGACCAACCUCAUUCUAAUCGUUUUAACGCUGUUAUUGAGAAGAUCGAGAGGCUCUACAUGGGGAGAGAUAGUAGUGAUGGGGAAGAACUAGAUGGUGCUCCUGACGAUGACGAGUAUGACACUGAAGAUUCAUUCAUUGAUGACGUUGAAUUGGUCAGUGUCAUUGAACCGUCAACAACAACAACGUCGAACCAGAAACCAAAGAAAAGGCAAAGGAAAGAGUCAGCAAAACCUUGCGGCGAUGUUGUUGAUGUAUCCAGAAAACAAGCCAAGAUAGCUAAGACGGAUGGUGGAAAGGAUCAAUCAGCUGUUUCUGGGCCCUCUCUGAAGAAAAAGUCCAAUGAUUCAAAGACAGUGCAGGAUUCAGUUUCUCCUUUGAAACAGCAAAGUGGCAAUGACUCCUUAUUUUUGGAAAAUGUGAAGCAUAGUGAUAAACCAAAUCUGCUAAGAAAAGCACUAAGUCCAAGUCCGAAGUCAAAGUCAGCUGAAUCUUCUGGCGCCCUUCAUACGAAGUACAGCAACAAAGGUGCUCAUCAGCAAUCUAAUUCACUGCCAGGGAAAUCUCGGCCAGAUGUUUUGUCUAAAACAGUAGUCCGCCAGAAGGAAAACACUGGCAUGCAAGACCUGGACAAUGCAACAGUAAGCAGACAAUCUAUUCAAACAACAAGAAAAGGCGGUUCUAAUCCCAGGUCUAAAACCUCAACACUUGAGAAAGCCUUCAGGGAAUUGGAAAAGGUGGUCGCUGAAUCAAGGCCUCCUACUGCCCCUGAGAAUCAAGAAGCUGAUACCUCAUCCCAAGCGGUGAAGAGGAGAUUGCCAGGAGACGUUAAAUCGAAGCUUGCUAAAGUUGCUAGGAUUGCGCAAGCGAGCCAAGGGAAUGUAUCAGGAGAGUUAAUCAACCGUCUCAUGAGCAUAGUUGGUCAUCUAAUACAAGUUAGAUCGCUGAAGAGAAACUUGAAAAUCAUGAUUGAUUCCGGAGACUCUGCAAAUCGAGAAAAAGAUAACAAAUUUCAACGUAUCAAGAAUGAAGUUAUUGAGAUGUUAAAAACACAAGUUCCAUUGAUGGAAUCCCAGGCAACCAAUCAAGAAGCUGGAACAUCAGACGAUUUUCAGGAUGUUGGCCCACCUACCAAGAAGAAGUUUGUCAUGAAUGCAGCGAUGGAGGACAAAUUAUGUGACCUAUAUGACAUCUUCGUUGAUGGAUUGGAUGAAGAUUCAGGUCCACAUAUCAGAAAGCUUUAUGCAAAUUUAGCUGAACUCUGGCCAAAUCGGUUAAUGGACAAUCAUGGGAUCAAGCGUGCCAUUUGCCGGGCAAAGGAAAGGCAGAGAGCAUUGUAUGAGAAUCAUGGCAAGGAGACGGGUCAAGGGAAGAUGACGAAGAGGAAACAGACGCUACCAAAACCAGAGGGUACUACUACUUAUCCCGAGAAGGCUUCAAGUGUUGGAGAUAAAACAACAGGUGUUGUUGUUGUCUCAAGCGCAACCACCACGUCCUUAGUCCACACUCAACCAACAGUGGACAAAUCAAAGCAGCAACAUGAGAAAAUAAAGGGAUCCUCAAGCUCUUCAGCAGAAGCAAAAGCAGCCAGAAGAAAGACAGAAAAAACUAUUGAAGAAUCUCACCUGCCCACAGAGAAAGAUAUUGUUCUGGCUUUGAAGCAGCAGAAACAGGCUCCCCCGGACCUGAACCUGCCAAGUUAA